AUAUAGACGAACUGGUUUUGUCCCUUACUUAUUACCGUAGGCUGAAGACCAGUAUAAGGAUCUGAUUGGCCAGUGUUUUGCAGCCAAAACCCAAGAUAAAUCGUGCGGAGAACGUUGAGGCAAAGCAGUUACCGACAAGAUGAGCCUCAGAAAGCAGACCCCGAGUGAUUUCCUGAAGCAGAUCAUUGGCAGACCGGUGGUGGUCAAGCUGAAUUCUGGAGUGGAUUACAGAGGUGUGCUAGCUUGCCUGGACGGCUACAUGAACAUAGCUGUGGAGCAGACAGAGGAGUAUGUUAACGGCCAGCUGAAGAACAAAUACGGAGAUGCCUUCCUCAGGGGAAACAAUGUAUUGUACAUCAGCACUCAGAAGAGGAAGGUUUAAUGAAGAAUGUUCUGUUGUUUCUUUUGUAUGAAUCACCUGAGUUUCAGUGGAUAAUUGUUUUAAGGGGAAAGUGUUUUGUUUCCUAUGUCUCCAAGCAGAAGACCAUUUGGUUUUGUAAAAUCGAAAUUAUUCAUUAAAUUGUUUUUUGGUA
Osmerus eperlanus (European smelt) is the source of this 533-nucleotide messenger RNA. It is a transcript of the gene lsm6, whose product is annotated as LSM6 homolog, U6 small nuclear RNA and mRNA degradation associated. Lineage: Eukaryota; Metazoa; Chordata; Actinopteri; Osmeriformes; Osmeridae. The coding region runs from base 140 to 382 and encodes 80 amino acids. Gene Ontology annotation, biological process: mRNA splicing, via spliceosome; maturation of SSU-rRNA. Gene Ontology annotation, molecular function: RNA binding. The record is from RefSeq and is a predicted model, not a curated record. The transcript is spliced from 4 exons. Gene Ontology annotation, cellular component: P-body; U6 snRNP; U4/U6 x U5 tri-snRNP complex.